AUGGUUCCUACUAUGGUUAAUCCUGUCGAAGUAUUUACUUCGAGUCACUGCUCCGCAUCGAACUCAUUGAUUCUUGAUGAAGUCUUCGAACAAUAUACUAAUGGCAUUCAAAUAGAGGACAAUGGCUACGUUGCUUCACAUGGUACAUCAAUGAAUGGUGGAGAAGUACGUGGUAAAAAAGAAUAUAUAUCAGGCAAACAUCAAUUGCGUUUUAAAAUUGAAAAAUCUUCUACGUUCAUCUUCAUUGGUAUUAUUUCUAAAACUACUCCAAUGAAAGAAAACUCUUACAAAUCUUUAUCAUCCUAUGGUUGGGUAUCUCAAAAUCAGUAUACCGGCGGUUUGAUCUCUAAAAAAAUUGAUGUAUUGUCUAAUUAUAAUAAUCUUGAAAAUGAUAUCAUUGAACUUGUAAUUGAUUUGACAACACGAACACUUCAUUAUACUAAUGAACGCAUGAAUCAACCACAAAAAAUGAGAGUAGAUAUAAAUAAAUGUCCAUUACCUUGGCAAAUAUUGAUAAAUCUUAGCGGCUACAAUGAUCGUAUAAGACUCAUAAGCUACAAGAACUUAUUAUAA
Molecule: messenger RNA, 573 nt
Organism: Rotaria sp. Silwood1
Lineage: Eukaryota; Metazoa; Rotifera; Eurotatoria; Philodinida; Philodinidae
Source: the annotation of a GenBank genome assembly